Molecule: messenger RNA, 1359 nt
Organism: Penicillium verhagenii
Lineage: Eukaryota; Fungi; Ascomycota; Eurotiomycetes; Eurotiales; Aspergillaceae
Product: proline iminopeptidase
Exons: 9
Coding region: 1-1359 (452 amino acids)
Biological process (GO): proteolysis
Molecular function (GO): peptidase activity
Source: RefSeq, a predicted model, not a curated record
AUGGCAGCCAAACUCAUUGAUAAACGACUCCACAAUGUGCCCGGCAAGAUGCGGGUGGCCGAGUGGUUUUUCGACGUUCCAGUCGAUUACAGCAAGCUACCGGCUGAGGGUAACACACUCAGGCUGUUUGUUCGCAGUGUCUCACGUCUAGACACUCCCGUUGAGCAGGCCUCCAAGGAAGAAAGCAAAUCUCCAAUUCCAUGGCUUGUCUACCUUCAAGGUGGACCGGGCUUUGGGUGUGGUCCCCCACAAAACUACGCUUGGGUUGAUUCAGUGCUUAAUAAGGGGUACCAUGUAUUGUUCCUAGACCAACGUGGUACUGGUCUCAGCCAGACCAUCACUGCGGAAACUCUUGCUCGUCAAGGCAAUGCCAUCCAGCAGGCUGAGUACCUCAAGAAUUUCCGUGCGGACAAUAUUGUCAAUGACUGCGAGGCUCUUCGCUUGGACCUCACCAAGGACUACCCAGAGGACCAACGGAAAUGGAGCAUCAUGGGUCAGAGCUUCGGUGGUUUCUGCGCCACCACUUACCUUUCGAAAUACCCCGAAUCUCUUAAGGAAGCGUUCAUCUGUGCUGGACUGCCUCCUAUGGUCAAUGACCCCGAUCCAGUCUACGCCCGGACCUAUGAAAAGGUCCUGGAGAGAAACAUCGUCUACUAUGACAAAUACCCAGAGGAUGCAGAGCGAGUCAAGACGAUCAUGAAGUAUUUGGCUGCUAACAAGGUCGCCUUGCCUUCGGGAUGGCUCACCCCAGCUCGAUUCCAACAGCUUGGUAUUAUGUUCGGUUUCCACGGUGGUAUCGAUAGUGUGCACGAUAUUGUUCUCCGGACGUGGCACGAUCUCCAGAUUUUUGAUUCUCUCACGCAGCCGACUCUGGCCAUAAUUGAUGGUAGCGGUGGCAUGGACAAGAAUGUCAUUUACGCUAUCCUGCACGAAGCUAUUUACUGCCAAGGCAAAUCGUCGCGGUGGUCUGCCGACAGAAAAAUAAGCGAGGAUGUUCGAUUCCAAACCAGCGGCUCUCAGCCAGAGAUCUUCUUUACUGGAGAGAUGGUUUUUGAAAACAUGCUCGACUCGUACUCGGAACUUGAUCAAAUCCGAGAAGUGGCACAGAUUUUGGCUGAAGCCGAGGACUGGCCUGCCCUAUAUAAUGAGGAACAGCUGGCAAAGAACGAAGUCCCAGUUUACGCUGCUACGUAUAUCGAUGAUAUGUAUGUGCACUUUGAUCUAGCGUCCAAGACUGCCGCAAAGAUCAAGGGUAUCAAGCAGUUCAUCACCAACACGAUGUAUCAUGAUGCACUGCGGAGCAAGUCUGGCGAAGUUAUGCGUCAACUCUUCGCUCUGCGCGAUGAUACUAUUGACUGA